CCGAUGCUUGGCUGGUGACGGACGUCGGCGGGUCCGAGGCGAGAUGUGUUCGCGAUGGUUCUUCGACGCCGCGGUUGGAGCGUAAAAAAUCUGGAAGCUGCUAUAGUUUGCCCAAAUUGCGUCGCGGCGGAGCACUCGACGGGCUUCGCAUGUGAAUGAAAUCGACCCGACGAGGCCGCAAGGCUUGACAACAACACCCGUCGACGACUACCAACGGAGAGGGGGCCAGGAUGAGCAGCGGCAGCACGGUGGCGCUUCCCGGCGUCACGGGUGGGCCGAGCACGGUGGCGAGCUCGUCGGUGCUCCCCGUGGUGCUGGCCACGGCCAACAUUACGGUCGAGAACGCCAGCCAGGUGUUGGAGGACCUGCCGCCUACCUUCCUGCAGACCACGGGGGCCCAGGCCCUGUCGGGGGCCUUCGUGUGGACCGCCCUCAUAAUCACCUGCCACCAGAUCUACCAACACCUGCGGUUCUAUACGUUGCCCACGGAGCAGCGCUGGAUUGUGCGGAUACUGUUCAUAGUGCCCAUCUACGCGUUCGACUCUUGGCUGAGCCUGCUCUUCUUCCGAGAGAACUACUACAUCUACUUCAACAGCGUUCGCGACUGGUACGAAGCGUUCGUGAUCUACAACUUUCUGAGCCUCUGUUACGAGUAUCUCGGGGGCGAAAGCAACAUCAUGUCCGAGAUUCGGGGGAAGCCAAUACAGCAAAGUUUCUGGUACGGCACUUGUUGCCUUUCAGGAAAAACGUACACCAUUGGUUUUCUUCGGUUCUGCAAACAGGCGACCCUGCAAUUCUGUGCAGUAAAACCGCUCAUGUCUGUGAUUACGCUGAUUCUGCAACCCUUCGGAAAGUACUCCGACGGAGACUGGAGGCCAGACAGCGGCUACCUGUACAUCACGAUAAUCUACAACAUCAGCGUGUCGCUGGCGCUGUAUGGCAUGGUGCUGUUUUACUUUGCCACCAAGGACCUGCUGGCGCCCUUUGACCCCGUGUGGAAGUUCUGCACCGUCAAGUCGGUCAUCUUCCUCUCCUUCUGGCAAGGGGUCCUGCUGGCGGUCCUGGAGAAAGCGGGCCUCAUCUCGGCCAUCAACGCCAGCGGCAUGGCCAACACGGCCGCGGCAAGCGCUGGCACCGUGUCGGCCGCCUACCAGAACUUCCUCAUCUGCGUCGAGAUGUUCUUUGCCUCGCUGGCGCUCAAGUACGCCUUCCCCUAUCGUGUCUACGUGCAGGGUUGCCGCGCUGAUGCGCAGGGCCGCUCGGUCACCAUGCAGAGCAUCUCUUCUAGCCUCAAGGAAACGAUGAACCCGAAGGACAUAAUGAACGACGCCAUCCACAACUUCCACCCACAGUACCAGCAGUACACGCAGUACGCGGCCCCGCCCAACCGCCACCAUCACCUCGCCCGGGGAGGAGGAGCCGGGGGCAACAACGACGACUCUCUCCAAGGCGGUGGGGCGCGGGCCACGCACUCGGCCGGCGCUGCUCCCUCGGCUAACGGUGGUCGGCCACCCACGCGGGGGGGCCGAAACCCGGCCUACAACGAGAAGACUACCCUCCUUAGCUCCGACGACGAGUUCCAAAUGAUGCAACGAGGCCACGAUGCGUGCCGUUUUUAGAACAACGAGGAGCUAACGGACUUCGCCGGUGCGGUUUGUCCACCCUGACCGUUUGUGACGCCCGCCUGCUGCGGUGCAUGCCUGCCUGCCGCCUCUCUCUAAUGCAGAAACGCCAUGUGAGACUGCUGCAGCACAAAUUCUAAUAUAACCAGCGUACGCGUGCGUGCGAGUCCAAAUCGCUCCUGACGCAGUCAUCAUCUCGCCAGUCUGGGCUCAUUGCGGGACGUGCCGUCCAUCGCAGCCACGGCUGUCAGGUGUUGUUUGCAUGUGCCGUUUAUUGUUGGUUUGCGCUGGCCAGAAGUUCACCACGUUGGCAUGUGCAGUGCACGUGGUGCAUGUUCUUUGUGUCGCCAGACCCCCCCCCCCCUUUAUUUUCACAAUAAACACUGAAAAGAUGCGGCGUAGAGCUGGUGCGAAUGCUCGACCAUCCCUGGCUGGCUGAGGUGACGUUUACUUUUUUUUUUUUUUUACGAAAUCAGCUGUUUUUAUAAACAAGUUUGGAAACUGUUUGUAGUGCUCGGUCGCGUGCAAUGAACAUUUCAGUGUGAUAUGCGUAGUUGCUUUAACUAACGCUUUUUUGACGAGUUGUCUCAUUUUCUGUGGGGCGAGAGAAGAGAGCCAUGAGUGAGGCAGUUUCCAGUUCAAUGUUGCAUCUUAGUUGGGUCUUCAGAAAACCGUGUCUCAGUUUGACGGACAAAAGUGUAUUCUAUUCUCAAGUUUUGCAGUUACCGUUUAUUUGAUGGAGUCCCAUCAAUGUUUGAAGUUUGAAGUUUAUUUUAUUUCUUUCUGAUACCGGACGAGGAGUAAGAGCUAAAGGCCGUAUUGCCUGACAGAGGCUCCUACUCCCAUGCGCAUGGCUAAGGAUUGAAUGUGGAUGGCAGAUGGAUGCGUUUAGCAGCUUGUGCGUGUUGUCAUUGCAUUGGGCGGGGAAGACGUCGGCCUGUUACAAGAUCAGUGCAUCAUUCACUUGCAUCGCUGAGACUCGUCCACUAUCACCAGUGGGACAGAUUCAAGUUUGUGUAAUGGGAAUUGAUAAUCGUAAAGCAGCAGCUAAUUUAUGUAGUUGGUGUUCACGGAAGAUUGUUCACAACACUGCGAAAACGAACGUUUUGAGAGAAGCAUUUUUUUUUUUUUUUCACCAGCAGUUUGAAAUCUUGUCAUUUAGAGGGCAGCUGUUGAACAAGACAGAUUAUAUAAAGUCGAGCGUAUUCGAAGUUGACCCUGCCAUUUCCCAAAAUCAAAAGUAUAACAAUUUACUGGGCUAGUUCUUGGCAGUUUUAUUACUUAAGGUUUUGUACCCGUGUAAUGUAUCAUCUCUUGUGCCAGUG
This is a messenger RNA of Rhipicephalus microplus (southern cattle tick), 2947 nucleotides long. RefSeq names its product Transmembrane endosomal protein (gene Tmep). Lineage: Eukaryota; Metazoa; Arthropoda; Arachnida; Ixodida; Ixodidae. The record is from RefSeq and is a predicted model, not a curated record.